AUGGACAACGAAAUCCGACUUACCGUGCUCAUAUCCGGCAGCGGCACCAAUCUCCAAGCCGUCAUCGACAAAAUCCAAGCCAACCAACUCGUACCGUCUGCACGAAUCGUACGCGUUAUAUCCAACCGCAAGGACGCCUUUGGCCUCGAACGCGCCAAAACCGCAGGCAUCCCAACCGUAUAUCACAAUCUCGUCAAAUACAAAAAGGCGCAUCCACCAACACCCGAAGGAAUCAAGGUGGCUAGAGAAGAAUACGAUGCAGAGCUGGCGAGACUGGUGUUGGCGGAUUCGCCCGGGUUGGUUGUUUGUCUAGGGUUUAUGCAUGUUUUGUCGACGAAUUUUUUGCAGCCGCUUGAAGAAAAGGGACUCAAGAUUAUCAACUUGCAUCCGGCGUUACCGGGGGCGUUUAAUGGGAUUGAUGCCAUUGAGCGUGCCCACGCAGCCUGGCGACGAGGAGAGAUUAGUAAAACCGGCGUUAUGAUUCACGAUGUCAUUUCCGAAGUCGACAUGGGAACACCCAUUCUCGUCAAAGAAAUUCCAUUCGUUGAAGGCUCAGAUGAAAACCUAGAACACUUCACGCAAAAGGUCCACGAGACGGAAUGGGCAGCCGUUAUCGAAGGAAUUCAAAUUGCAAUGCAAGAGGUGAAAGAAAAAAAGCGCUCUGCAGCGUCGGCAUGA
Molecule: messenger RNA, 678 nt
Organism: Talaromyces rugulosus
Lineage: Eukaryota; Fungi; Ascomycota; Eurotiomycetes; Eurotiales; Trichocomaceae
Exons: 2
Coding region: 1-678 (225 amino acids)
Biological process (GO): 'de novo' IMP biosynthetic process
Cellular component (GO): cytoplasm
Molecular function (GO): phosphoribosylglycinamide formyltransferase activity
Source: RefSeq, a predicted model, not a curated record